This is a messenger RNA of Grus americana (Whooping crane), 1392 nucleotides long. Its product is annotated as butyrophilin subfamily 3 member A2-like. Lineage: Eukaryota; Metazoa; Chordata; Aves; Gruiformes; Gruidae. The transcript has 9 exons. The record is from RefSeq and is a predicted model, not a curated record. The coding region runs from base 1 to 1392 and encodes 463 amino acids.
AUGUGGCUCCCCGCGAGCCCCGGGGGCCUCCUGAGUUAUUUGGUGACUCUCCACAUCCUGCGGCUGGGAUCAGGUUACUUCAGUGUGCUGGGACCAGACCGCCCUCUCCAGGUCACCAUGGGGCAGGAUGUCGUGCUGCCAUGUCACUUGUCCCCCAGCAUGGACGCUCGAAGCUUGGACAUCAGGUGGAUCCGGCAUCACAUCUCUGAAACAGUGCACCACUACCGAAACGGAGAGGACCUGUACAGUGAACAGCUGAGGGAAUAUGAUGGGAGGACAGAGUUGGUCAGAGAUGGUCUCUCCCGUGGACGCCUGGACUUGCGAAUCUCUGGGUUGAGACCCUCUGAUGAUGGUCAGUACGUCUGCACGGUGACAGAUGGUGCCUCUUAUGGAGAAGCUACGGUGGAUCUGGAGGUGGCAGCCACAGGCUCUUGCCCUCAGCUCUCCCUCGAGGCUUACGAGGACGGAGGCAUCCGGGUGGUGUGUUGCUCGGCCGGCUGGUACCCACGACCGGAGGUGCUGUGGAAAGAUCCCGAUGGGCAGUGUCUCCCCUCGGCCUCCCAGAGACAUUUCUCGGAUGAGAGGGGCCUGUUUGACAUUGAAGGCGUCAUCGUUGUGUCCAAUGGGAACAAUGGGAACUGGUCCUGCGUGGUCAGGAACAGCCGCCUCAACCAGCAGCAGGAGACGUCCCUGCACAUCUCAGCUCCCUUUUUCCACAAUGCCCGUCCCUGGAUGGUUGGUGUGGGGGUGCUCCUUGUGCUUUCAGUGGUGUUCCUUGGCCUCGCUGCUUAUCAGUGGAGAAGGAAAGAGACAACAGUUGCAGGACUGACAGACGUGGUGACCCUCGAUCCAAACUCGGCUCAUUCCCAACUUGUCCUCUCAGCAGAUGGGAGAAGUCUCCAGAUGCAGAUGUGGCUCUUCCUGAGUUAUUUGGUGACUCUCCACGUCCUGCGGCUGGGAACAGCUAACUUCAGUGUGGUGGGACCAGACUGCCCUUUCCGUGUCACCGUGGGUCAGGACAUCAUGCUGCCAUGUCGCUUGUCCCCCAGCAUGGAUGCUCAGAGCUUGGACAUCAGGUGGAUCCGGCCCCGGUUCUCCAAAACAGUGCACCACUACCAAAACGGAGAGGACCUGUACAGUGAACAGCUGAGGGAAUAUGUUGGGAGGACAGAGUUGGUCAGAGAUGGUCUCUCCCGUGGACGCCUGGACUUGCGAAUCUCUGCGUUGAGACCCUCUGAUGAUGGUCAGUACGUCUGCACGGUGACAGAUGGUGCCUCUUAUGGAGAAGCUACGGUGGAUCUGGAGGUGGCAGGAGACCUGGCACGUUGUCUGGAAGCAUUGUGGCUUCUUGAACAAAGACGGGUCAGUGCUGAUGCUGCCUUGAGGCUCUGA